Molecule: messenger RNA, 2854 nt
Organism: Branchiostoma belcheri (Belcher's lancelet)
Lineage: Eukaryota; Metazoa; Chordata; Leptocardii; Amphioxiformes; Branchiostomatidae
Exons: 5
Coding region: 440-2563 (707 amino acids)
Biological process (GO): signal transduction; proteasome-mediated ubiquitin-dependent protein catabolic process; protein polyubiquitination
Molecular function (GO): translation repressor activity; ubiquitin protein ligase activity; protein binding
Source: RefSeq, a predicted model, not a curated record
GAAAUCAGUCUAAAAAGGGUAUUAAUUGGCCAGAGAAGUUUACUAGCCUUUUUAGACCUAUUUCUACGAUUUAUUCAGCCUGCAAAAGGAGUCUGAUGGAGACUACCCCAAAACUGACCUGAACACAGUCUGUAUAAACUGUUCAUUCCCACUGGACUAUACAUUGACACAAAUGACAAAUCAGGGGAAAAAACUACAAAAUAUACACCUGUAUUAAUGUAGCCAGCAGGCCUAUUGAGUCAAAAUAACUCAAUUACACCAAUUCGACAACCACGGUUAGACCACAACAGUGACAAAGCCAACCUGUGAACUUUGACCGUCUGGCCUUAUAAGGAGUGUGUUACAGGUGCAUUCAGGUGUAACGGAUCAAACACAGGAAUUCGGCAUAUUGAUGUGAGAGUUUUGAAACUGAGUGGACAGCAAAGUGUUAGUUUGCAACAUGUCUACACAAGGUGUCAGGAGAUAUUUUAUCCUCGUAAAGAACAAGGUGAGCUCAGACUGGAAGGACCUGGCUUGGUGUCUGGGGUUUGAGACACCAGACAUAGAAAACAUUGAAGACAAACGGCGGGAUGACAAGUCUCGCUGUAUGGAGCUACUGCAGGAAUGGCACAAGCGGAAGGGAAACGCGGCCACCAUACAUUUGCUGAUGGAGGCACUACAAGAGGCAGAGCUACAACAUGUAGUGGACAGUCUGAAGGAUAGAUAUCCUGAGAUAAAUGAAAACCCAAGGUCACCCGCAAGAAGUUCCGUACCCCUAGCAGACCUUCCUGUACAUCUAUACUUGGGUGCAGUGCAGCAAGAAACUGCUACAAAAGCACAGACUGGGGACAUCGAUGCCAGGGUCUCAGAACGGCUGCUGGAACUGGAGAGAACACUAUUCACUGAAGAUGUACUAAAAGACCGCAGGCGUUACAACAAAACACGAGAAAUUUUCCUGUCGCACAAAGCUUUGUUGAAGGACUCUUUCCCAGGAUCGAUCCUCCUCCUCCUGACGUUCCUGCGCCAGACUGAUGUGGACAGGUUCUACCACAACCACUACAGGGUGGGGGAGGGAACCCUGUCUCAACAACUCUCACACAUCCUCAUCUCAGACGACCUACAGGACAAGGUCAAGGGCGCCCAGCUGAUCGUGAGGCUCCAGGUGAAGCAUGAAGACUAUGUGCGAGUACGAGCCAGGCUGGGGCGAGGACUGGACCAUACCACUUCUGUCGACAACCUGCUGGCCCUGCCACCCCGCUGCAGACACGUGGACCAUUCCAGCCUGAGAGGCCUGGACCUGGCUGUGAUUGGUCGAGAAGACCGAGACCUGGCUGUGAUUGGUCAAGAGAACCGGCCCUACAUAGAUGGGACUGAUGACAUCACCGUGCCGUACAGACAAGUACAGUCAGCCGUACGAGCAACUAGAGAGAAAUCCAAACAAGAGGUGAAAGAUCAGUUUGAGACCAAGCUGGGGCAGGUGAAAAAAGAGGUAAAGAUGCUGAAAGAGAAAAAUGAGAAAGCUGAGAAAAUCCUCCUGGAACAUAAGGCAGAAAUGCAGAAGCUUCAAGAGACCAAUGAGUACAUGAAGAAGCUUCUGACUAUCAAGCAACCAGUUGUGAGAGAAAGUCAGCAACAAGACCCAGUAAAAACCAUGUCAGGACAACAUUCUAUGGAUAAACCCACAGCUGCAAUAGAUACAGGACAAGUCAAACUGUCAGUGGUUAAGUCUAAAAGGUAUGUUAAAGGUGCCAAUGUCAGAUUUGGAGGAAGGGGAUCAGGUAGGGGGAAAUUUAACUGUCCUAUAGGAGUAGCUGUUUCACAAGACAAUAAGGUUUACAUUGCUGAUCGGUAUAACAGCAGAAUCCAGGUGUGCACAAUUGCAAUGAAUGGUGUUUACAUUAGACAGUUCACAACAACUCUGCCUGGGGAAACUAGUGGAGAGUUAGAACCACAUGAUGUUGCUGUAGAUAGAAAUGACAACCAGUGGGUGGUGGGUGAUGAUCAUGUAGUGCAGUAUUCCAGGGAAGGUAGCUGUUUGGUCAACAUAGAUCUGCUACAAAGGCCUACCGGUAUUACUAGUAUGUUCCCCCGUGGCAUAACUGUAGCUAUGGCAACAGAACAGGUGAUUGUUACAGAGUGUGAUGGGCAGAAUGGUCAACUUCGAGUCUUUAACCAAGAUGGUUCUGAGGUAGGGACAUAUGGGGCAGGACAUAAGUCACCAGAGCCUUGGUGGCCAGGAUAUGUCACUGUGGAUGGGGAAGGGAACAUUCUGGUCACUGACUACAGAAAUCACUGUGUCCAUGUCUUGGACAGAGAGGGGAACUUCAAGUUCAAGUUUGGGACUAAGGGAUCUGAUAAAAGUCAGCUGAAAAAUCCCAGAGGCAUUUGUGCUGAUGGGAUGGGAAACAUCAUUGUGGCCGACAAAGGAAAUCAUUGUGUGAAAAAGUUUGACAGUCAGGGCAGAUUUCUGUGUUACAUUGGAAGUGGUAUGAAGGGUCCUCAGGCUGUUACUGUGUCACCAGGUGGAGAUGUGGUGGUGACUGAUGUUGAGGAUCACAUGGUGUCAGUCUGGACCCAGGGUUAGUGCUGUACCAUGCAGAGGGAAGAUCAUUCACAGCUUGAGUUGCCGUGCAAAAUCUUUGCGUUCAUUGGGUUAUUCGCAGUGUCCAUCAUUGAUGCAGUGUCCAAAUUGAUGCUGCUCAUUCCAGACAGAAACUCAACACGUCAUGUGUGUUGUGAAAUUUUGCUUGUUGUGCAAGUCAUUACAAUUUGGAGGAUAUCAAAUAAAAAUUUGAAAUAUUUUUUUCUUGUAUGACUGGUUUUUAAGCAAACAUACUACAUACGGAAGUAUGAUGACACUAGAAUAUACCCCCAA